ACACUACUUAGUCUACUAGAAUACAGUCAAACCAUUCACAUCAAAUUCAAGAAAAUGGAAUCAAUGACCACAGUCAUUGUAUACUCAGCCAGUGGGCUCCUGUGCCUGGCAGUAGCUGCUUUCCUUGCCUUCACUGUCUACACGUACUACCACGGCAAGAAAUACUCGCACAUCCCGUCACCCAAGAAAUCAAACUUUUAUUUGGGACACUUACCUGACGCUAUUCGCAUGAGAAAAGAAUUGGGAAAUGAAGAAGUACCGAUGCAAGUGUUGUUAGCUAAAUGGCAGGCUGAUUGCAGUAGCUCCAUCUACGUUGUACAUUUUCUCACCCAAGCAAUGGUUGUGGUAACCGACCCAGACGUCAUUAAGGACAUCGUAAUGCAACCAAAGAAUCCUAAAUCAUCGUACAUGAUGAACAAGUUUGGGUACUUGUUUGGAGAAAGAUUCAUGGGCAGAGGCAUAUUUUCUAUUCCUGAUUACGAUGUGUGGAAACCAAGGAGACGCAUGUAUGACUCAGCAUUCAAGAAAAGCUAUUUGGAAGGUAUUCUUCCUGCAUUCAAUGGCUGUAUUGAUCUGUUCCUUGAGAAGCUAGCACCCUUCACUGAUGGAGUGACUCCAGUCCCUAUGAAAGAACACCUCUCUGAGGUUACACUUGACGUCAUUAGCAAGGUUGCUUUUGGUACUGACUUUACCAAGAGUUGGAACAUCCACAUGUUGGGAUUGACACCGAAUAACCAAAAUGGAAAGCUAACAUUUCUGAUAAAUAGCAGUUUUCGUGGUUUGCAAAAGAGUCUCAACCAACCUAUGUUUCAGAUACUUCAUCCUUUUGAGAUGAGGAUGUACAAACAAACUGCCCGAGCUCUCAGAAUGAUUGGCAGGGACUGUAUCAAGAAGAGGAUUGAAAUGGUUGAGAGUGGAGCUGAAGUUCCAAACGAUAUCCUCACACACAUCCUCCAAGUAGCUUCUACACAGAGCACUGUCGACAUUGAAGAGUUGGUUGAUGACUUUGUUACAUACUACAUUGCCGGACAAGAAACUACAAGCAACUUGUUGUCAUUUGCAGUAGUCAUGGUACACACUCAUCCAACUGUCCUUGAAAGAUUGCAGGCUGAGGUGAAGGAGGUCCUGGGUGAGGAGACCAAUAUCACCAAAGAACUUUUACAGAAACUAGAGUAUACUGAGCAGGUUCUCUUGGAAACGUUGAGGAUGCAUCCACCUGUGCCUGGGAUUGGCAAGGAGGUUGCCCCUGAGGGCCUGGAUGUCGGCGGUUACCACGUCCCAGGAGGAACACCUCUCAUGCUGCCUUCAUCUGUGCUCUGUCGAAUGCCUGAGUAUUUUGAUGAGCCAGACACUUUCAAUCCUGAUCGUUUCAGCCCUGAAAACACUCAGCCCAGUUCUUUUGUCUUCUUUCCGUUUGGUCUCGGCCAUCGCUCUUGUAUUGGGAAGCACUUUGCACUGAUGGAGGCCAAGAUGAUCCUUGCUCGUCUGAUUCAGACCUACCAAGUCACGCUUCCCUCCGGCUAUCAGCUUGUUCGUGUACAGAGGACAACCAUGCAGCCACAGGACACUGUCAACUGCACUAUUCAACUAUGCUAGACAAUACAGUUGUGUAGAAUAUGUA
Molecule: messenger RNA, 1621 nt
Organism: Halichondria panicea
Lineage: Eukaryota; Metazoa; Porifera; Demospongiae; Suberitida; Halichondriidae
Product: cholesterol 24-hydroxylase-like
Exons: 14
Coding region: 55-1596 (513 amino acids)
Biological process (GO): cholesterol catabolic process
Molecular function (GO): cholesterol 24-hydroxylase activity; heme binding; iron ion binding
Source: RefSeq, a predicted model, not a curated record